Cynoglossus semilaevis (tongue sole) is the source of this 1558-nucleotide messenger RNA. RefSeq names its product interferon gamma receptor 1 (gene ifngr1). Bases 16 to 1188 code for a protein of 390 amino acids. Gene Ontology annotation, molecular function: protein binding; cytokine receptor activity. Gene Ontology annotation, cellular component: plasma membrane. Gene Ontology annotation, biological process: cytokine-mediated signaling pathway. The record is from RefSeq and is marked validated. NCBI's taxonomy places the organism in Eukaryota, Metazoa, Chordata, Actinopteri, Pleuronectiformes, Cynoglossidae. The transcript has 7 exons.
UAAGAAGAACUGACCAUGCUACUGUCGGGCGGUACAGGGUUCACGGUCCUCAUCAUCAUUUUUCCGCAUGUCGCACUGACGGCUGGAAUUCCUCCACCAACCCACGUGAAUGUUAACUGCAAAAACCUGGAGACCAAAGUGAGCUGGGGUUAUGAUGAGCUUCUGCCUCAGACUAUGUUCUCCGUGGAGAUCAACAGCUCAAAAAACCACCUUACUGCAGUUACCCCUGACCUUCAGUACAACCUGACCGCCUUCAUCUGGCGCUCUCAGUGGAAUUACCUGGAUUUUUACUACGUGACAGUCACAGCGCUGCAGGGAGUAGCCACAUCAGAGCCGGCUCAAUCUCAGACGUUCACUUUUAACCGUAUGAGGGUGGCUGACAUCAUCUGUAAACUGGAUUUUCCUCCGGUCAGUGUCACGGCAGACAAGUCAGGGAAUACGGUCACGUUCGAGAAUCCGUUAAUUACCUACAGAGAACUGAAUGACUCGAGGAACCUGAAAAAGGCCUUCUUCAAGUUCACAGUCUCCUCAGAUCAGCGUGACUACGUAUCAGAGUGUGAUCUGAAGAAGCAGUCCUGCAAAUACGACCUGCCGUCAUCCGAGGGGGCACAGGCCUGCGUCACACUGCGAGGUUGGCUGGAUUAUGGAAACGGUGUGGAAAACGUGGAGUUCCAUCAGACCGAUCGCGUUUGCACCACCGGAAGCGAGUCUGAAACCAAAGGAGCUCAGGUCUUGGCCUUGACCCUAACACUGACCUUCAUACUGCUCUUCAUACUCACACUCACCCCCUUCUGUGUGCUGAAGGGGUACAAGAAGAAGCCGAUCCCUAAACCCAGUCGGACUGUUCUGGACGUCAUGCCUCACUCUGGGCCCAGCUACCAGGCAGUGGUCAGAGAAGAUUUCAACCCUGUUACCGUGGAGUCCAAACAGGUCUGCAGCAAGAACCUGGAGGACCAGAGCCUUCAUGACGACGACAGUGCUGCUGAAGGAGGUGAAGGUUCCAGGAGUGGAGCUUGUGAAAACCCCAGCCAGACAUUUAAGUACACAGAUGGUGCAAUUUUAGAAAACAGUGGUGAUCAGCAGCAGGAAGACGGAGAUCUGACAUCCUCAGAACAUGGGUCAGAACAGGAGGAACAGGAGGAGGAUCAGCCAAUGGAGCGCUCUCACUAUGAUCGAAGGCAUGUGUGAAUUCAGUAAAUUGUCUCCUAGGAUUCUGCUGUUGGAAAGGAGAACCUUGAGGAGAUCCUGGGACCCAGAGGAGAGCAUUUAUAAUGAUUCUACAGUCUAAUGACUGUACCACAGUUUUUACCUCAGGAUUUGAAACUCCUACAGAAUGUUUGUUUAUUUCAGGGCUUGCGAUCCUCUAAUCGACACUUUCGUCAGGAGUAGACUUCGUUCUAAGAUCUAUUUUGCACAGAAAGCAGAGGACCUUCUAUAAAUGUUCUUCUCAUCAUCCCCAAUGUUCCUUUGAAACAACAAAGUUCUCACGGCUCAGAGCUGCUGAUGGACCGCUCCUCCUGCUCUGAGGGACUUGGACCGCGAAGAGAAUUAUCCAGCU